Zea mays is the source of this 1197-nucleotide messenger RNA. RefSeq lists its product as uncharacterized. NCBI's taxonomy places the organism in Eukaryota, Viridiplantae, Streptophyta, Magnoliopsida, Poales, Poaceae. Bases 190 to 882 code for a protein of 230 amino acids. Gene Ontology annotation, biological process: response to bacterium. The record is from RefSeq and is marked provisional. The transcript is spliced from 5 exons.
AAAGGAAAACCACACACCGGCCAAACCACGACUGCAGGAGGCGGGUAGUAGCAAGAGAAAGGAAACGCUCUCCCAGCCCCAAAGAAAAAGGCAGCACACCAACUCACCAAGAAAGUGUGGAACUGCUCCUGCCUGCAGCCUCCUGCUCAUCGACCCUUUCGCCCCACAAGCUCGAUUCCUCGCUCGGCCAUGGCUGCACCCGCGGAGGAGACGCUUGCCGCCGAGGAUACGGCGUCACCACCGCCGCCGGCGAGGUCUGCGGGGUUCUGGUUCCUUGGCGAGGAUAAGUCUGUCCACAAGGCUCUCGGCGGGGGUAAAACUGCUGAUGUACUUUUGUGGAAAGACAAGAAGACCUCUGCUGCGGUAGUUGGUGGUGCAACUGUCCUAUGGGUUCUGUUCGAAAUUGUAGAAUACCAUCUCCUGACCCUGGUUUCUCAUGUGCUGAUCGCUGCACUGACCAUCUUGUUCCUGUGGUCCAAUGCGACUGUCUUUAUCAAAAAGAGUCCUCCUGAUGUUCCUGAAGUGCAGAUAUCUGAAGACCUUGCUGUAAACAUUGCGCUAGCAUUGCGUGCUGACAUCAACAAGGCACUUGCCCUGCUUCGGGAGAUUGCUCUGGGCCAUAACCUGAUGAAGUUCCUAGGCGUGGUCGUCGCCCUUUGGAUUCUUUCAGAGAUCGGGGAGCUAUGUGAUCUCCUGAGAUUGAUGUACAUUGUGGUCUUGAUCCUCCACACAGUGCCGAUACUGUACCACAAGUAUCAGGACCAGGUGGACAAUUUCGCUGCAAAGGCGCACAGGGAGCUCUGCAAGCAAUACGCGGUCCUGGAUGCCAAAGUUCUGAGCAAGAUUCCAAGAGCUCCACCAAAAGAUAAGAAACAGAACUAGAACGUGGAGGAUGACAAGCGCCUUGUUUUCGGCUUGGGCGACGAGAGUUUGUAGCCAAUGGUCUGAUGUGGUUCGUGGGCUUUGUGUAGGUGCACAGUUUCACGUAUAUGUUCUGGUCGUGUAAUCUAUAUGUUUAUAUAAACCUGUAGGGGUGUUGAUGACCAUCGAAAGUGUCGUAAAUAUUCAGUAGUAUAUGUAGCUUAGGGCUUAAGCGGUUGUGUUUAUAAGGUCAUUGUCGUUGUCGAUGGGAAGUAUUAUCAUGUUAUUUUCAGGACUCAGGAGUAUAAAAUGAAAUAAAAUGUGAAUUCAUCUGAA